Drosophila navojoa is the source of this 765-nucleotide messenger RNA. RefSeq names its product Helix loop helix protein 4C (gene HLH4C). Lineage: Eukaryota; Metazoa; Arthropoda; Insecta; Diptera; Drosophilidae. Gene Ontology annotation, molecular function: RNA polymerase II cis-regulatory region sequence-specific DNA binding; DNA-binding transcription factor activity, RNA polymerase II-specific; protein dimerization activity. Gene Ontology annotation, biological process: regulation of transcription by RNA polymerase II. The record is from RefSeq and is a predicted model, not a curated record.
GAAAGCUUUGCGGGCGCAGGACAUCAGCAUAAAAACUGAAACACAAAUCUCAAAUUCAGUUUCUGUGUCUGAUUGCGAUUCUUUGGUCAGCCGAGGUGCAGCAGCAUCGGGAUUGGGAUUAGGAGCAUCAUCCAAAUAUGGUUUACGAUAUGGCGCACUUGGCACCCGGGCCGCCGCAGAGCAUUUCACUGAGUCGCUACUAUAUGGAUCAGGACGACGACUUGGCGUCGGGCAACAGCAGUGCGAACAUAUCGAACGGCCAUGGUCUGGGGCAUGUCGCCAGCGAGGACUACGCGGCGAGCACGACGCUGGACAUCGACCAGCGGUAUCAGGCGCGGAUCGCGUGCGAGACGGCGGCACAGCCGGCGCUGCCCGGGCCGCCGCCAACGCCGGCGCCGCGGCGUCGCACCACGCCCAUCACCCACCUGGAUCCCUCCGAGCUGGUGGGGCUGUCCAGGGAGGAGCGUCGUCGGCGGCGCCGCGCCACGCUCAAAUAUCGAACGGCGCAUGCGACGCGCGAAAGGAUACGCGUGGAGGCCUUCAACGUGUCCUUUGCGGAGCUGCGCAAGCUGCUGCCCACGCUGCCGCCGGACAAGAAGCUCUCCAAGAUCGAGAUCCUCAAGCUGGCCAUCUGCUACAUAGCGUACCUCAAUCAUGUGCUCGAGACGCCCUGAGAUACCGCCAACGCCUCCAGCUGCAGCCAGUUGCCAGGCGCCAUGUUUCUCAACAACAGCUCCACCUCCACCUCCUCCUCAUCCUCCACGA